AUGUCAGACGAAGCUUCACCUGUUAAUUUGUUACCUCAAGGUGCCGGGUAUGGGGUUUUACUUGGGGUCGGUGCAGUCUUUGCUGCAGGUAUGAUCUUAACUACCUUCUUAUUAAAGAAAUAUUUAAAUGAAAACUCCAACAAUACUGAAACUUUCUCAGUUGCUGAUAGAAAUGUUGGUACUUUCCUCUCUGCUUCCGCUGUGUAUUCUUCUUGGUCUUGGGCAGAUGAAUUAUUAUGGUCUUGUACUAUGGUUUACAACUACGGUAUUCAAGCUUCUUACUAUUAUGGUGCUGGUUUGGCUGUUCAAAUUGCUGUUAUGUCUUGUAUUGGUAUUCAUGCUAAAAAAAAGGCCCCUAAAGCUCAUACUUCUUUAGAAAUUGUUGAAUUAAGAUAUGGUAAGGCUGCUCAUAUCUUGUAUUUAUUCCUUGGUUUAACUAAUAACUUAAUUUCAUGUUCUUCCAUGAUUUUAGCUGCUUCUGGUGCCAUCUCCAUUAUUGCUGGUAACUUACACAUUGUUGCUUCGGCAAUGUUGAUUCCAUUUGGUGUUUUGUUAUACACCAUUGUUGGUGGUUUAAAGGCUACUUUCUUGACUGAUUUUGUCCAUUCUUUAAUUUUGUUGACCAUUUUAUGUUACUUGAACACUUCAGUCUUGACUUCAGAAAAAGUUGGUGGUUUAGAUUCAUUGUAUGAUAUGCUUGUCAAUUUCGAAGCCACUGGUGCCAGAUAUAUUGAAGGUAACUAUCAAGGGUCUAUGCUUACUGGUAAGUCACUGGGUGCUCUUUUCUUUGGUUUGAUUUUAACUUGUGGUAACUUCGGUCUUACUGUAUUGGAUUCCUCCUUCUGGCAAAAGACAUUCUCUGCUUCUCCAAGAGCUACCGUUCCAGCUUAUUUGAUUGCUGCUUUCUGUAUUUUUGCCAACACUUGGCCAUUGGGUGCCAUUAUCGGUUCUUCUUCCAUUGUUUUGGAACACACCAGUGCCUUCCCAACUUAUCCUCGUGCCAUGACUCAAUAUGAAAUUGAUUCCGGUUAUGUCUUGCCAUAUGUCUUGAAGGCUCUUUUGGGUAACGGUGCUGUUGGUGCUUUGUUAUUGGUUAUUUACAUGGCUGUCACCUCUACUGUCUCGGCCCAAAUGAUUUCAGUUUCGUCCAUUCUUUCCUUUGACAUUUACAAGAAAUACAUUAACCCACAAGCAAGAAACAAGUCUAUGAUUAGAAUUUCCCAUAUUGGUUGUGUUUUCUUCUCAUUUGGUUCUGCUGGUUUCAGUCUUAUGUUACAUUAUGUUGGUGUUAACAUGACAUGGUUUGGUUACUUUAUUCCAUUACUUAUUUGUCCUGGUGUUAUUCCAUUGAUCUUCACUAUUACUUGGAGUAAGCAAAGUUGGCUCGCUGCUGUUGUUUCUCCAGUUAUUGGUAUGGCUGCUGGUCUUAGUGUCUGGGUUGGUACUGCUAAGCACUACUAUGGUGUUGUUACUAUUGAUGCUCUUGGUGGUCAAUUCCCAGCUCUUUUUGGUUCUUUAACUGCCUUGUUGCUCCCAGGUAUUCUUUCUCUUGUUAUUUCUUUGAUUCGUCCAAGUAACUUUGAUUGGAAACAAUUGCAAGAAGCUGAUAUCUUGGUUAAGGAUGAUGAAGAUUCUUCCUCUGCUAUUGAAUCUUUAGAAAAGACUGAAUCUGAUGUCAAGGUGCAAGAAAAUGAAUUUGAAGUUGAAAUCAGUGACAUUGAAAGUAGUAAGGUUGCCAAGAAAGACCAAUUGUCUGAAAAACAACUUGAUUUCUGGAUCAAGGUUUCUAGUGGUGCCGCUAUAUUUGUAUUGUUAAUUACCUGGGUCUUAUGGCCAAUGCCAUUAUACAGAGAUUGGAUCUUCACUAGAGCUUAUUUCAAGGGUUAUGUUACAGUCGGGUUAAUGUGGUUAUAUGGAACUUUGGUUGUAAUUGGUAUAAUGCCAAUAAUAAGUGGUAGACAUAGUACUGCUAAGGUUCUCCGAGGAGUCUAUCGCGAUUAUAUACAGAGAAAGUAG
Spathaspora passalidarum NRRL Y-27907 is the source of this 2016-nucleotide messenger RNA. RefSeq names its product sodium:solute symporter family protein. Gene Ontology annotation, biological process: urea transmembrane transport. The transcript has a single exon. Gene Ontology annotation, molecular function: urea transmembrane transporter activity. Gene Ontology annotation, cellular component: plasma membrane. The record is from RefSeq and is a predicted model, not a curated record. Lineage: Eukaryota; Fungi; Ascomycota; Pichiomycetes; Serinales; Debaryomycetaceae. Bases 1 to 2016 code for a protein of 671 amino acids.